UUGACGUAAUUAGUUAUUACUAAUCUGUACCCUGUAGUAUAAUUUCUGAAAUUGCGUGAUUUUUGCUGGAUAAUUGUUUCAUAUAAAAAUACUCCCUAAAAACACAAUUCAUACGAAAUGGCAUUAAGAACUACGGCUGUACUUCGCAGCAGCUUAAGCAAGUGGGCUUAUAAUCUUUCAGGAUUUAAUAAAUACGGCCUACAGCGUGAUGACUGUUUGUAUGAGAAUGAAGAUGUCCAGGAAGCUUUACGCCGUCUUCCUGCUCAUGUGGUAGAUGAGCGUAACUUCCGGAUGGUGCGCGCCAUGCAGUUAUCCAUGCAAAAGACCAUUCUGCCUAAAGAGGAGUGGACCAAAUAUGAAGAGGACAAACUUUACCUCACACCAAUUGUUGAACAAGUCAAGAAGGAAAGAUUAGAGCGUGAAGCAUGGGAGAAGGAAUAUUAGGUUCCUAGUGUUAUGUUAAUAUUAUUAUCAUUAUUUAAUAAACCUAGCCUUUAUUCAA
Messenger RNA from Pararge aegeria (speckled wood butterfly), 502 nucleotides. It is a transcript of the gene Uccr, whose product is annotated as cytochrome b-c1 complex subunit 7-like. The record is from RefSeq and is a predicted model, not a curated record. Gene Ontology annotation, biological process: mitochondrial electron transport, ubiquinol to cytochrome c. The transcript is spliced from 3 exons. NCBI's taxonomy places the organism in Eukaryota, Metazoa, Arthropoda, Insecta, Lepidoptera, Nymphalidae. The coding region runs from base 118 to 444 and encodes 108 amino acids.